Molecule: messenger RNA, 3059 nt
Organism: Aphidius gifuensis
Lineage: Eukaryota; Metazoa; Arthropoda; Insecta; Hymenoptera; Braconidae
Gene: Tes
Exons: 3
Coding region: 255-2813 (852 amino acids)
Molecular function (GO): zinc ion binding
Source: RefSeq, a predicted model, not a curated record
AUCUGUAUGCUGCUUGUCCCCACUUUCACUUGAUGUUGCUUGAUAUAAUAAAUAAAAACGACAAACACAGCAAAUUUUAUUCUUCAAUUGACAUAUAAAAUAAUUAUUCAAUAACAAGUGAUAUAAAUAAUAUUUUAAUUAUUUAAUAAUUGAAUUUUUUUUCUUUUUUGGUGCAACGUGUGUGUAGAGUUUGAAGGAUACUUGUUGAUUAUUUUAAAUUUGAAUUUGUUUAUUUAUAUAUUAUUAUUUUAAAAAUGGUACUGAGCUCUGAAAUGGAACAAGAAGAUAAACCAAAGUGGCUUCUUGAGUUGGAAAAUCGUAAACGAAAGCCUCGUUUAGCUCAUGAAGUUGGAGCUGGUGCACCGUGUAUUAAAUGUUCACAAAGUUGUCCAGGUUUAGAUUUACAUUUUUGGCGUAAAAUAUGUAAAAAUUGUAAAUGUAGUCGUGAUGAUCAUGAUGUACCAAAUGAUGAAUUUCCUCAAUUUGAUAUAUUAUUUGGAAAAACAAAAAAUCAAUUAAAUAAAAAAAAACCAAUAUUAUUAAAUAUACAUGAAAAAGAUGUUAAUAAUAAAGGUGAAAUAUUUGAUUGGGCACCACCAGAUACAACAGCUGAACUUGCUGCUGAUUAUAUGAAAGCAUUACCAAAUGAUAAAUUACCAAUAAAAGGUACAACUGGUGCAUUAUUAAGAAAACAACAAUUACAAAAACAACUACCACUUCAUGAUAUUGAUCAUAAAAAUUGUGAUGAAUUAUCAGAAUCAGAACGUACACAAUUUGAAAGAUAUUUAGAUAAUUUAAAAAAAUAUGCUGGACAAGGUAAAGUUACUAAAUUUGUAACAGCUAAACCAUUUGAUAAAAGCCAAAUGACAACAUUAAAUUCAUCUGAUUAUUUAACUCCAAAACAUCAACAAUCAAAUGAUUAUCAAAAUAUUAAUUUACGUACACCAAGUAGUUUUAUACCAGAAACAUUAUCACAUGAUAUUAAUAGAGAUGAAAUUUUAGAACAUCAUCGACAUGCUCCUCCAUUACAAUUUACAAGACCUGGUGCUGAAUUAAAUAAUAAACCAGUUGAUUAUGCUAAACUUGGUGAAAAAUUAUUGUCCACAAAAUGGACUAGUCAUUCUAUGGAUAAUCCACUAAAUAAUUCACCAAGUAAGUCAUCAUCUCUCAAGUUUCCAUCUAAAUUUCCUAUCACUUCAAAGCAAGAUGAUCAUUAUGAAGAAGGAAAUUCAAUUUACAAUGAUAAUAUGCAACCUAAUUGUAUUCAAGCACAACGUUCAACUUUAAAAAAUCCAGAUAGUCAUUUGAUACAAUCACAGACUUUGUCUAAUCACAUUAAUCCAGCAGUUAAUUUUGCCCAAACAAAUAUUUAUGAUAAUGAUUAUAAUAAUAUUGAUACAAUUCCAUCAAAAAGUUAUCCAUAUACUCUUCAAUAUUUAAGAAGUGGUGGUAAUUCUUCAGGUAAAUUAGCAAAUUCUGAGGAUGUUAUGGGUUCACUUGGAUCAAUUGCCAAUAAAUCUAAUCCUAAAAUUGAAACUGAUUGGCUUCAUGCUUAUAAUACUAUGAAAAACAAAAAGAAUAAUUCAAAUGACGUACCUAGUUAUCAUAAUUAUUUACCAAGUGAUGUAGAAAAUUUGGAAGAUCUUGAUUAUCUUGAUUAUUUAAUUUCAAGACCACCACUUAGUUAUCCAGAAAGAAUGGCGCUAAUCGAAAAAUUGUCUCCACAAAAUUUACACAAAAAUAUUAAUGAUAAUAAAUCUCUUCAAGCUCAUUAUAUGCCAAGCAAAGUCCAUGAAUCAACAAGUAAAAAUGAUGAUAAAUUAAAUGACAAUUAUGAUGAAAAUUCAAUUUUAGCUGAUAAAAUAUUAUCUGAUGCAUUAUUACAACCAAGUUCAAUAAAUUCUGGUGAUAUUAUUGGUAGUACACUUGAUCAACAAGGUUUAAAUUAUAUUCGUGAAAAAUUAACAACAAAAUAUUCUGAUAAAAUAAAUUCAACUGAGCUAGCUAAUUUACAAAUGAAAAAUAAUUCUGGCCAUUUAAAUGAUAGUUUAACAAAAGGAAUAAAUGCACAAUUAUCAAGUUAUGGUAAUGGAAUUAAUCCAACAAUAAUAAAUUCACAAGAACAAAAUAUACAAAUAUUUCCAGAUGAAAUAACUGGAUCAUCAUCAUCAAGACUCAUGGAAAAUCCAGCAACAGAUUAUUUGGGUUUAGCAAUGAAUAAUUUAUCAAUGAUACAAAAAAAAGUACAAAAUUGUCAUCAAUGCCAAGAGGAUAUUGUUGUUGGUGAUGUUGUUGUAACUGCUGAAAAAGCAAAAGAUGCUGCAUGGCAUCCAGGAUGUUUUAUUUGUUCAGUUUGUAAUGAAUUACUGGUUGAUCUUGUUUAUUUUUAUUACAAGGGUAAAUUAUAUUGUGGAAGAGAUCUUGCUGGUCUUUUAGAAAUACCAAGAUGUUUUGCUUGUGAUGAGCUAAUAUUUGUGAGAAAAUAUACUGUUGCUGAAGGACACAAUUAUCAUGUUAAACAUUUUUGUUGCUGGGAUUGUGAUUUACCAUUGGCUGGACAACAAUAUAUUUCUGAAGAUGAUAAACCACUUUGUCUUCCGUGUUUUAAAAAACUUUAUGCCAAGACAUGCAACACUUGUAAUGGUGUCAUUGCACCAGAUCAACUUGGUGUUGCUGUUAAACAUUUAGAUUUUCAUGCAACUGAUGAAUGUUUUUGUUGUGCUGGUUGCAAAAAGACACUGUUAAAUGGUAAAAUUGCUGUGAAAAAUGAUAAACCAUUUUGCAGCAAAGAAUGCAUCAUAAAAUUUGAAUAAAUAAUAUUUUUAUAUAAUUAAUAAUUAUACUUUACAAAUUUUAACAUUUGUAUUAUUUUAUUAACGUUUUUUAAAUGUUUUUUUUUCUUUGAUAAAUUUAAGGAUUAUAAUCAAAAUAAUAUUCAAUUUAGAAUAAUACAAUUUUUAUUAUGUAAUAAACAAUAAAAACAACUUUUUUAUUUUAUUUUUUUUUUAUUUUAAUAAAUAUAUAUGAGAUAUUUAAGAUUUUAAAUCUUUGUAAAUACC